CCUACUUCUUCAGCUGUCGGUACCUCACUAUUCUCUAUGCUCUCAUAAUUGACACGUGUCCUUAAACCUUUUUAAUUAUUUCCUUUUUCAAUUUUUUAAAGUAAAAAACCCACACUCCAAAAAAACCUCUCUCAUUCCUUUAUCUCUUCCAAUUCCAAAUCAAACAAAACCGCAAUCCACUUUCCGCAUUUCUUUCUCCUCCACCUUAUCUUCCACCUUUUCCGGCGACCUUCUGCCGGGAAUUUCACAACUUUCUGAUGCUUCAGGUAACUAAAAACUCAUCUUCAUCUCCUCCACCGGAAAAAACUCUAUCUCCGUCGUCAUCAUCACCGGAUUUCUCAAAAACAACAUCGUUUUUCUCUCUCCCUCUGCUCCACCCCCGUUCAUGUCUUCUCCUCUUCAUCCUCCUUCUACAAAUCCUUAUUCUCUCCUUCUCUCGCAACCGUCCGAUAUCUCUUUCUUCAUCGCCGCCGCCUUUAACCAUCGCCAUCUCCGUCGCCAACUCAUCCAACAACCUUAAACUUAACCCUAACCCUAACCCAAACCCGAUUACAAACAGUACCGAUCCAUGUCAAUUCGGGAAAUUCUUCGUUUACAACCUUCCAGCACAGUUCAAUUACGACAUUUACAAAAACUGUGAUAAAUUAAGUCCAUGGGGUUCUCAAUGUAGUGCUUUAUCAAACAACGGGUUCGGCCGUAAAGCGACAGGAAUCGAUCAUUUCAUUCCAAAGAAUCUUACCGACGCUUGGUAUUUCACUGACCAAUUUGCGUCGGAAAUAAUCUUUCAUAACCGUAUGUUACACCAUAAAUGCCGUACAUUAGAGCCAGAGUCUGCUGCGGCUUACUACAUCCCGUUUUACGCUGGACUCGCAGUAGGAAAAUAUUUAUGGUAUGAUUAUAGUGAUAAAGAUAGAGAUCAACAUUGUGAAAUGUUGCUUGAGUGGGUCCAAGGUAAUUUUCCGUAUUUAAAUCGAUCCAACGGUUGGGAUCAUUUUCUUGUGAUGGGGCGUAUCACAUGGGAUUUCCGUCGUUCAAAAGAAUCAGAUUGGGGUUCAAAGUGUAUUUACAUGCCAUCAAUGAGGAAUAUCACGCGGUUAUUGAUUGAAAAAAACCCGUGGGACUAUUUUGAUGUCGGUGUACCUUAUCCUACUGGAUUCCACCCCAGUACACCCACCGACGUCGUUUUAUGGCAGCAGUUUGUUUUAUCACGUGAGCGGCACUCUUUAUUUUGUUUCGCCGGUGCAACACGUGGCAAGAUAGUAAACGAUUUCCGUGGGGUUUUACUGAGUCAAUGUAGAAACUCGUCCGGGUCAUGCCGAGUUGUCGAUUGUGCUGGAACUCGGUGCGCUAAUGGAACUUCGGCCAUUCUCGAAACGUUUCUUGAUUCCGACUUUUGUCUUCAGCCAAGAGGAGAUAGUUUUACGCGGCGGUCUAUUUUUGAUUGUAUGGUAGCCGGUUCAAUUCCAGUUUUUUUCUGGAGACGGUCGGCUUAUCUUCAAUAUGAAUGGUUCUUACCGGGUGAACCGGAGAGUUAUUCGGUUUUUAUUCAUAGGAAUGAAGUGAAAAAUGGGACUUUGGUUAAAAAUGUGUUGGAAAAGUAUAGUAAAGAAGAGGUAAAAAAAAUGAGAGAAAAAGUGGUGGAAUAUAUUCCUAAAUUUAUUUAUGCAAAACCUAAUGAAGGAUUAGGAAGUAUUAAAGACACUGUUGAUAUUGCUGUUGAUGGGGUUUUAAAGAGAAUUAAGGAGCAAAAAGAAUAUGAUUAUAAGUGGUAAUUAUGUUUAGAACAUCAUUAUUUGUGUAUAAUCAUAUAGAAGCAUACUAUUACACCUUUGACCACUUUUUAAAAGUGUAAUGGAGUCACACAUUAACAUAUUAUGAAGUCCAACGGGUCUGGUUUUGACUCAAUCUAUUCAAUCUAUUCCGUUAUGAAAUCAUUUUAUGUCGCUCUAAAGUUCAAAUCCUUGUAACAUAAUGUAAUAUUCACUUUCGGAGUAAUUUUUUUUGAAUUUACUGCAUAAUGUAGCAAAUUCAAAGAGAGGAAGUUUUCUAAAACUUAUACUAGGAAUUUAGAUGCAUUUUAAGAUGGUGAUGUAUGGUUAUUAUUUAUAUGAUAUUCUUAUGAUUUUAUUGUAUAUUAAUGUUAAUUCAAA
This is a messenger RNA of Amaranthus tricolor (Joseph's coat), 2150 nucleotides long. RefSeq names its product xyloglucan galactosyltransferase XLT2. The transcript has a single exon. Gene Ontology annotation, biological process: xyloglucan biosynthetic process. The coding region runs from base 258 to 1772 and encodes 504 amino acids. Lineage: Eukaryota; Viridiplantae; Streptophyta; Magnoliopsida; Caryophyllales; Amaranthaceae. The record is from RefSeq and is a predicted model, not a curated record. Gene Ontology annotation, molecular function: galactosyltransferase activity.